Messenger RNA from Rhodotorula graminis WP1, 2130 nucleotides. RefSeq lists its product as uncharacterized. The coding region runs from base 1 to 2130 and encodes 709 amino acids. The transcript has 8 exons. Gene Ontology annotation, biological process: ubiquitin-dependent protein catabolic process. Gene Ontology annotation, molecular function: ubiquitin protein ligase binding; ubiquitin binding. Gene Ontology annotation, cellular component: nucleus. The record is from RefSeq and is a predicted model, not a curated record. Lineage: Eukaryota; Fungi; Basidiomycota; Microbotryomycetes; Sporidiobolales; Sporidiobolaceae.
AUGCUCGUCCGCGUUCGCUCUCGAGACGGCAACUUCCGCUUCACCCUCGACCCGCAAGACGACAUCUCGGCUCUCGUCAGCCAGAUCCUCGCAACCUCGGACCAGAUCGACCCGGACACGCUCGCCCUGUCGAACCAGCCUCGAGGAGGCGAGAACCUCGUGUCGGCCAUCACGGGCGACCUCCAGUCGCUCGGUAUCAGCCACGGCGACCUCCUCUUUGCGUCGUACAAGCCCAAGACCGCCCCUUCUGCCCUCUCGUCCGCACCCGCAUCCGGCGCCGCCACCCCCGCCCGCGUCGGUGCGCACCGCCCGUGGGAGGGCGUCGAGGAGGACCCGGUCGACGUGCACUGGGAGCAGCGCGACGGCAAGAUCCCGAGGCCAAAGGGCCAGCACGGCUGUCGCUGUGGGCCCAAGAGCAUGUGCGACUACUGCAUGCCGCUCGAGCCGUUUGACGCCGAGUACCACGCGUCACACAACAUCAAGCACCUGUCGUACCACGCCUACCUCAAGAAGUUGCACGCGUCGAUCCCGACCUCGGCCCAGGCGUCGACCUACAUCCCGCCGCUGGCGCCCGAGUCGUACCGCGUCGCCGUCCCGUGCUCGUCCGGGUCGCACCCGUCGUGGCCGGCCGGCAUCUGCACAAAGUGCCAGCCGAGCGCCGUCACGCUGUCGCGUCAGUCGUACCGCAUGACGGACCACGUCGAGUUCUCGUCGCCGGCUCUCAUCGACGGCCUCCUGUCGUUCUGGCGCCAGACGGGCACCCAGCGCUUCGGCUACCUCCUCGGGCGGUACGAGCCGUACGACGAGGUGCCCAUGGGCGUCAAGGCCGUCGUCGAGGCGAUCCACGAGCCGCCGCAGGAGCCGCACGCCGACGGCAUCGCUGUCGGCUUCCCGUGGGACGAGGAGCCCAAAGUGCGCGCGCUCGCCGCCGCAUGCGGCCUCGACGUCGUCGGCGUCAUCUUUACCGACCUGACGCAGGACAAGUCGUCGGACGAGGCCAAGAAGCAGGGCAAGGUCGUCGCCAAGCGGCACGCCAACGCCUUCUUUCUGUCGUCGCUCGAGGUCCUGUUCGCGGCGAGCCUCCAGCGCAAGUACCCGACCGUGUCACGCUUCUCGACCUCGGGCCAGUUCUCGUCCCGGUUCGUCACGUGCGUCCUGAGCGGCGACAUCGAGGGCUCGAUCGCGGUCGAGGCGUACCAGGUGUCGGACCAGGCGACGUCGAUGCUCGACGCCGACAUGGUCGAGGCGUCGGUCGACCCGGGCGUCGUGCGCGUCAAGGACGAGGGCCCCGAGCGCUACAUCCCCGACGUCUUCUACCGGUACAAGAACUCGUACGGCCUCGAGGUCAAGGAGUCGGCCAAGCCGUGCUUCCCCGUCGAGUACCUCAUCGUCAACGUCACGCACGGGUUCCCGCUCAAGCCCAACCCGCGUUUCGUGAGUCCGACGCCGUUCGUCAAGGAGAACCGCGCCGGCCUCGAAGACCAGACGCUCUCGCGCGCGUGCGGCGCACUCGCCGCGCUCCUCGGCGGCAAGGACGCCGUGAGCGAGAUCGUGCGUGGUGGCGCAGGCUUCAACGCCGAGGCGCCGGCAGACGAGGAGCUCGACAUCGUCGCGGCCGACUCGGGCGCCAAGGCCGUCGCGACGUGGCUCAGCGACUGGCACCUCCUGCGGUUCCUCACCGACUGCGGCAUGUUCGAGGAGGACGACCUGCGCACCAUGGCGCGCAUCGCGACGCUCCCGAGCGGCGCCUCGACCUCGAUCACACAGUCGCGCGAGCUCGCCCGCACGCUCGUGCAGCUCUUUGCGUCGCCCAACUGGCAGACGUUCCUCGUCGUCGCGCAGGAGCAAGCUCCUCAACCGCCCGCAAGGGACUACCCGGGCGCCCAGCAGCCGCAGCAGACGCUCGACGGCUUCGACAUCCCGCCCGACGUCGACGUGCCGCCCUCGGCUGCCGGCGUCGGCGGCGCGUUCGGCGACGAGUCGGGCGCAGCAGGGGGCGCGGGAGGCGCCGACGCGGGAGCAGGAGCAGCAGGGGACGACGGCAUCAAGGUGUGCCCGCACUGCACGUUCGAGAACGGGCCUGGGGCGGGGCAGGACUGCGAGGUGUGUGGGCUGCCGCUCGCUGGAUAG